Messenger RNA from Fraxinus pennsylvanica, 945 nucleotides. Lineage: Eukaryota; Viridiplantae; Streptophyta; Magnoliopsida; Lamiales; Oleaceae. The record is from the annotation of a GenBank genome assembly.
AUGGGAGAUUCACUGUUUGAUAAUGGCAAUAAUAAUUUACUUACCACACAAGCGAAGGCUAAUUAUCCACCUUAUGGAAUUGAUUAUCCAUAUGGUCCUACCGGCAGAUUCUCCAACGGUCGAAAUAUUGCAGAUUUCUUAGGGGAAUUCUUAGGUUUCGACGAGCCAAUUUCACCAUUUGUAACUGCAAGCGGCUCGGAGAUCCAAGAAGGUGUAAAUUAUGGAUCAGGUGGAGCAGGAAUUCUCGACAACACUGGACAACAACAGGGUGAUCGUUUCAGCUUGAACAAACAGUUGCAAAACCAUCUAACUACAAUAUUACGCCUUGCUCAUUUACUUGGAAGUAUGGGUCGAGCCAAACAACAUCUCAGGACGUGCCUGUACAAUGUUUACAUGGGAAGCAAUGACUACCUUAACUACUACUUGUUGCCACAAUUUUACUCCCCUCGUAGAUUAUAUACACCACAAGCAUUUGCUGAUAUCUUGAUUCAACAAUAUUCCCAACAACUAAGGGUCAGUUGCAUUCCAUCAGUGUUGGCCGUGUAUCCUCCUACAAGUGGAUCCACAUGCGUUGAAUCCAUUAAUGAUGCAGUUGAACUAUUUAAUAACAAGUUGAAGUCACUUGUGGACACCUUCAAUAAAGAUCUAAAUGAUGCAAAUUUCAUCUAUAUAAACAUCAGUGGCAUUUCACAAAUUUCGCCCAGAGAUAUCUCCGCUCUUGGUAUUAAAUUUGCCAAUGUCUCGUGCUGCAUAGUAUCGAGAUCCAUUUCUCAAGGACAGUGCGCGCUCGGAAAAGUUCCAUGCAGUAAUCGGAGUGAAUACAUAUUCUACGACAAUUUUCACCCUAUGGAGAUUUUUAACAAGCUCACUGCAGCAAGAGCGUACAAUGCGACUUUACCAACUGAUACUUACCCAAUAGAUAUUCGUCGUCUUGUUCAACAAUAA